This is a messenger RNA of Aspergillus niger, 498 nucleotides long. RefSeq lists its product as hypothetical. Lineage: Eukaryota; Fungi; Ascomycota; Eurotiomycetes; Eurotiales; Aspergillaceae. The transcript has 3 exons. The coding region runs from base 1 to 498 and encodes 165 amino acids. The record is from RefSeq and is a predicted model, not a curated record.
AUGGAUCCUGCAGAACUAACUGAAAGACCGACCGAAAGAAUCGGUAGUAGUGCAGCUAGAGCAGAUGAUGAUGAUGAUGAUGAUGCAAAGAUAGUUACUAACUACAACUACUUCACACUAAUGCCCCGCGCCACUCCAGUGCCCCAAUUUUUGAUCUGGUGGAUUGGUCACGUUUUCCCAGGUGACCCCAGAUCUUCAACGCCCGGCCAAGUUUGUACAGCACAAUUAUUGAUCGCCCUACCCGCCAUGUUGCAAAGGGCUGCAGCGAACAUUCCGGAAAGUUGCCCCGAAUGGACAAGCGGGGAGGAACUGGAGGCGGUGGUUCCAUGGAAGACGAUGAGCUGUGACCGCAGAUUCGUUGCUGGCGGGUUCCUUAUCGGGCCCAGGGCAACGUUAGAGGCCCAGUCUUCGGUCACAUUAAAAUUGAGAUGGAUCGGCAAGAAAACCGGCCAGGUGGUUGGUCAGGUGAAACGACCUCAAAAAGGUGAAGAAGAUUAG